AAGAACUAAAACAAAACUAACAGCAGGAUCAAAGCGUGUCUAUGUGUAUUUAUAGCUGCUUUGUGUCGGUUCGUUACGGUAAAUCGACAAGAAGUCGUUCCUGUUUGAAUAACAGUUAUUCUGAACAUGUGUCAGCUGUGUAUGUGAAUUAGAACACUUCACGCGCAGUAACAGCCAUGACGUGUACACUACCAACGGUCAUUCUGUUGUUCAGCGGGAAGCGAAAGUCAGGGAAGGACUAUGUGACAGAUUUAAUACAGAAGAGCCUGACAGCAGAGAUGUGCUGUAUCCUCAGACUGUCUGCGCCUCUCAAACAGCAGUAUGCUCAGGAUCAUAACCUCGACUAUGAGGAGCUGUUGGGUUCUGGUCAGUAUAAGGAGAGCUAUCGUGCUGACAUGAUCCGCUGGGGUGAGAUGAAGAGACAGCAGGACUCGGGCUUCUUCUGUAGACUGGCCAUCAAACAUGCCACACAGCCCGUCUGGAUAAUCAGCGACUGCAGAAGGAUGUCAGACGUGCAGUGGUUCCAUGAAGAGUUUCCUGAUAAAUGUGUCUGUGUUCGGGUGGAGACUUCUGAGCAGACGAGAUCACAGAGAGGCUGGAGAUUCACCACAGGUAUAGACGACGCUGAGUCCGAGUGUGGUUUGGAUGAGGGUGUGAAGUUUGACUGUAUCAUCAGGAACGAUGGAGCGGAUGACGUUCUGGAGAAACAGCUGGAGGGGCUACUGUCACUGAUCAGGUCACGGGAGGAGGACUCAAACGCACAAAAUAGUAUUAAACUGGAUUAAUAAAAGCUGCUUUUUUGCCACCUG
This is a messenger RNA of Cyprinus carpio (common carp), 809 nucleotides long. RefSeq names its product phosphomevalonate kinase (gene pmvk). The coding region runs from base 177 to 785 and encodes 202 amino acids. Lineage: Eukaryota; Metazoa; Chordata; Actinopteri; Cypriniformes; Cyprinidae. Gene Ontology annotation, cellular component: cytoplasm. Gene Ontology annotation, biological process: isopentenyl diphosphate biosynthetic process, mevalonate pathway; cholesterol biosynthetic process. Gene Ontology annotation, molecular function: phosphomevalonate kinase activity. The transcript is spliced from 5 exons. The record is from RefSeq and is a predicted model, not a curated record.